GGGACGCAUUGGAGUGGUGGAUGUGGGAAUAUUCGGGAGGUCAGAGGUCAUCCAGGGCGAGAUCAGCGGGUAUUUGGGGUGGAAAGUGUGAAAAGAAGACGAGUUGAGGCGAUUAGACGUUUAAAGAGAGUUGGUGAGCGCGUCGUGGGCAGUUGUGUGUGGGUAGUGGGUGUUUAUUUAGUGGUUUGGGUCGAUUAUGGUGAUGUGUCGUCGUAUAUCGAUAUUAUUGUGUUGUUGGUGCUGUUAUGGGUUCGAUAG
This is a messenger RNA of Anisakis simplex (herring worm), 258 nucleotides long. The record is from the annotation of a GenBank genome assembly. Lineage: Eukaryota; Metazoa; Nematoda; Chromadorea; Rhabditida; Anisakidae.